AACAAACCUUCUUCUUCUGCCAUUUUUAUCUGUUUUUCAAGAAAACAGUUUACAUUUUCAAGAAAACUGGUGCAAACUUUCUUGAAUUUGCAUCAAGAUUUUGUUACAAAUCAAUGGCAUCUUUGGUUUCAACACCAUUUACAAUACCCACAAAUAAAGUUGACAACUUUUCACAAAAACAUUACUUUCUUCACUCAUUCUUGCCAAAAAAAUCAUCAUCAAAUUUACACUCAAAAACACAAAGUUUUGGUGUAAAAUGUGCUGUUGCUGGGAAUGGCCUUUUCACUCAAACAACACAAGAAGUUAGAAGAAUAGUACCUGAAAACAAACAAGGCCUUCCUGUUGUCAAGAUUGUGUAUGUUGUGUUGGAAGCACAGUAUCAGUCUUCACUUUCAGCUGCAGUUAUGACUCUGAAUAAAACAAACAAAUUUGCUUCUUAUCAAGUUGUGGGCUAUCUGGUUGAAGAGCUAAGAGAUAAAAAUAACUAUGAAAGUUUCUGUUUAGACCUUGAAGAUGCAAAUAUCUUCAUUGGGUCUUUGAUUUUUGUUGAGGAAUUGGCUUUGAAAGUGAAGGCUGCAGUCGAAACACAGCGAGAUAGAAUGGAUGCAGUUUUGGUGUUUCCAUCAAUGCCAGAAGUUAUGAGGUUGAAUAAAUUGGGAUCAUUUAGUAUGUCUCAACUUGGUCAGUCAAAAAGUCCAUUUUUUCAGCUUUUUAAAAACAAAAAGAAGUCAUCAGCUGGUUUUUCUGAUCAGAUGUUGAAGUUAGUCAGGACUUUACCUAAAGUUUUGAAGUAUUUGCCUAGUGAUAAAGCUCAAGAUGCUAGACUUUAUAUUUUAAGUUUGCAGUUUUGGCUUGGAGGGUCUCCUGAUAAUUUGGUUAAUUUUGUGAAAAUGAUUUCGGGGUCUUAUGUUCCGGCUUUAAAAGGGAUGGAUAUCGCGUAUUCGGACCCUGUUGUGUUUCUAGAUAAUGGCAUUUGGCAUCCUUUGGCUCCAUGUAUGUAUGAUGAUGUGAAGGAGUAUUUGAACUGGUAUGAUACUAGAAGGGAUACAAAUGCGAACCUUAAGAAGUCGAAUGCUCCUGUUGUUGGAUUGAUUUUGCAGAGGAGUCAUAUUGUGACUGGAGAUGAGAGUCAUUAUGUGGCUGUGAUCAUGGAAUUGGAAGCCAAGGGUGCGAAAGUGAUCCCAAUUUUCGCGGGUGGGCUUGACUUUUCGGGUCCAAUUGAGAAGUACUUAGUUGAUCCUAUCACGAAAAAGCCGUUUGUGAACUCUGUGGUGUCAUUGACUGGGUUUGCACUUGUUGGAGGGCCAGCAAAGCAAGAUCACCCAAGAGCUAUUGAGGCGUUGAUGAAGCUUGAUGUGCCGUACCUUUGUGCAUUGCCUUUAGUGUUCCAGACAACUGAAGAGUGGCUUAACAGCACUUUAGGACUUCACCCGAUUCAGGUGGCUUUGCAGGUUGCUCUUCCUGAGCUUGAUGGAGGAUUGGAGCCUAUUGUUUUCGCAGGACGUGACCCAAGAACUGGAAAAUCACAUGCACUUCACAAGAGAGUGGAGCAACUGUGUACUAGAGCAAUUAGAUGGGCAGAUCUGAAGAGGAAAACAAAGACUGAGAAGAGGGUGGCAAUUACCGUGUUCAGUUUCCCACCAGACAAAGGCAAUGUUGGAACAGCUGCUUACCUGAAUGUAUUUGCAUCCAUUUUCGCUGUUCUACAAGACCUCAAAAGAGACGGUUACAAUGUGGAGGGCCUUCCAGAAACUUCUGCAGAUCUGAUUGAAGACAUUCUACAUGAUAAAGAGGCACAGUUCAGUAGUCCAAAUUUGAAUGUUGCAUAUAAGAUGGGAGUAAGAGAGUACCAGCAGUUGACUCCAUACGCCACAGCAUUGGAAGAGAACUGGGGAAAGCCUCCAGGGAACUUGAACUCUGAUGGUGAGAACCUUUUGGUGUACGGAAAGCAAUAUGGAAAUGUCUUCAUUGGUGUCCAGCCUACAUUCGGAUACGAGGGUGAUCCCAUGAGGCUACUUUUCUCUAAAUCGGCUAGCCCACAUCAUGGAUUUGCAGCUUAUUACUCAUAUGUUGAGAAAAUCUUCAAAGCUGAUGCAGUUCUUCAUUUUGGAACCCACGGGUCGUUAGAGUUCAUGCCUGGGAAACAAGUCGGGAUGAGUGAUGCUUGUUUCCCUGACAGUCUCAUUGGGAACAUUCCCAAUGUUUACUAUUAUGCAGCUAAUAAUCCCUCAGAAGCCACCAUUGCCAAGAGAAGAAGUUAUGCCAAUACCAUAAGUUAUUUGACUCCACCUGCUGAAAAUGCUGGUCUUUACAAGGGUUUGAAGCAGCUGAGUGAGUUGAUUUCAUCUUAUCAGUCUCUCAAAGAUACGGGCCGUGGCCAACAGAUUGUGAGUUCAAUCAUUAGUACGGCUAAGCAAUGCAAUCUUGACAAAGAUGUGGACCUACCAGAAGAAGGCGUGGAGCUUCCAAGCAAGGAACGUGAUCUUGUUGUUGGAAAGGUUUACUCCAAGAUCAUGGAGAUUGAGUCAAGAUUAUUGCCAUGUGGGCUUCAUGUUAUCGGUGAGCCCCCAACAGCGAUGGAGGCUGUUGCCACUUUGGUCAAUAUUGCAGGCCUAGACCGCCCAGAAGAAGGAAUCUCUUCACUUCCCUCAAUACUGGCCGAGACAGUUGGUAGACAGAUAGAAGAUGUUUACAGAAGCAGUGAUAAGGGAGUCCUGAAAGACGUGGAGUUGUUAAAGACGAUUACAGAGGUGUCUCGUGGGGCUGUUUCUGCUUUUGUGCAGAGGUCAACCAACAGUAAAGGUCAAGUAGUUGACACAUCGGGUAAACUGAGCUCGAUCCUUGGGUUUGGUCUAAACGAGCCAUGGAUUCAGUACUUGUCUGACACCAAGUUCUAUAGAGCAGAUAGGGAGAAGCUUAGGGUUUUGUUCCAGUUCUUGGGCGACUGCUUAAAGCUCAUUAUAGCUGACAAUGAGUUGGGUAGCUUGAAGCAAGCUUUGGAAGGCAAGUAUGUAGAGCCGGGUCCUGGUGGAGAUCCAAUCAGAAACCCAAAGGUUUUACCCACGGGAAAGAACAUUCAUGCGUUGGACCCACAAGCAAUCCCAACCACAGCAGCUAUGCAGAGUGCAAUGGUGGUCGUGGACAGGCUGCUCGAGAGGCAAAAGGCUGAUAAUGGAGGAAAGUUCCCAGAGACAGUUGCAUUGGUCUUGUGGGGAACAGAUAAUAUCAAGACUUAUGGUGAGUCCCUUGGUCAGGUACUCUGGAUGAUUGGUUGUAGGCCAGUUGCAGACUCAUUGGGCCGAGUCAACAGAGUUGAGCCAGUCAGUCUUGAAGAGCUCGGAAGGCCUAGAAUUGAUGUUGUUGUGAAUUGCUCUGGGGUCUUCAGGGAUCUCUUCAUUAACCAGAUGAACCUUUUGGACCGGGCAGUGAAGAUGGUGGCUGAGCUCGACGAACCAUUGGAGCAAAAUUAUGUGAGAAAGCACGCACUGGAGCAGGCUGAGACCCUCGGUGUCGAUGUUAGGGAGGCUGCAACUCGUAUCUUUUCCAAUGCCUCAGGAUCCUACUCCUCAAAUGUUAACCUUGCAGUUGAAAACUCAUCAUGGAACGAUGAGAAGCAGCUUCAAGACAUGUACUUGAGUCGAAAGUCCUUUGCAUUUGACAGCGACACUCCUGGUGCUGGAAUGAGCGAGAAAAGAAAAGUAUUUGAGAUGGCAUUAAGCACAGCUGAAGCAACAUUCCAAAACCUCGACUCAUCGGAGAUUUCUCUAACUGAUGUUAGUCAUUACUUCGAUUCUGACCCAACUAACCUUGUUGGGAGCCUACGUAAAGACGGGAAGAAACCAAAUGCUUACAUUGCAGACACAACCACAGCUAAUGCACAGGUGCGUACCCUCUCAGAGACGGUCCGUCUUGAUGCCCGGACAAAGCUAUUGAACCCAAAAUGGUACGAAGGUAUGUUGUCGAGUGGUUAUGAAGGUGUUCGUGAGAUUGAAAAGCGGCUCACCAACACGGUUGGUUGGAGUGCAACUUCAGGACAGGUGGACAACUGGGUGUAUGAAGAGGCUAAUACAACUUUCAUUCAAGAUGAGGAGAUGUUGAACAGGCUCAUGAACACAAACCCCAAUUCGUUCCGGAAGUUGCUGCAGACGUUCUUGGAGGCGAAUGGACGAGGGUACUGGGAAACAUCAGAGGACAAUAUCGAAAAGUUAAGGGCAUUGUACUCAGAGGUUGAAGACAAGAUCGAGGGUAUCGAUCGCUAAUCAAUAACUAUGUAUGUCGUAUAACAUUGCCAUUUGUUUCCCUUUUCCCCAACCUGUAAGUUUUUUGUUCAUUCGUGGGGAUCAAACUCAUUGUAUUUGUAGCUUUCAAGACACUGAUUCAUAAACUGUGUAAUGUAAAGUCAAAUAAACUUCGCACUUUAUUUAGGA
This is a messenger RNA of Erigeron canadensis, 4427 nucleotides long. RefSeq names its product magnesium-chelatase subunit ChlH, chloroplastic. Bases 114 to 4259 code for a protein of 1381 amino acids. NCBI's taxonomy places the organism in Eukaryota, Viridiplantae, Streptophyta, Magnoliopsida, Asterales, Asteraceae. The record is from RefSeq and is a predicted model, not a curated record. The transcript is spliced from 4 exons. Gene Ontology annotation, molecular function: magnesium chelatase activity. Gene Ontology annotation, cellular component: chloroplast. Gene Ontology annotation, biological process: chlorophyll biosynthetic process.